This is a messenger RNA of Nannospalax galili (Upper Galilee mountains blind mole rat), 3247 nucleotides long. It is a transcript of the gene Rab27a, whose product is annotated as RAB27A, member RAS oncogene family. Lineage: Eukaryota; Metazoa; Chordata; Mammalia; Rodentia; Spalacidae. Gene Ontology annotation, cellular component: secretory granule; melanosome. Bases 415 to 1080 code for a protein of 221 amino acids. The record is from RefSeq and is a predicted model, not a curated record. Gene Ontology annotation, molecular function: GTPase activity; GTP binding. The transcript is spliced from 7 exons. Gene Ontology annotation, biological process: melanosome transport; positive regulation of exocytosis.
CUCCACGGGAAGUGAUGUGGGGCCCGACGGAAAAUACCGCCGAGCACCCAAAAAAGGCCAGCCGCCGUGGACUAGGCGCCCCGAGCUCCUGGGACAGAGCACCGCGGGGACUCAGCAGCCAGUACCGCGGGGACAUAGCACCGCGAGGACUCAGCACCGUGAGGGAGGAUACAGCGUCGGGGGGAUAUAGCUCCGUGAGGACUCAGCACUGGGAGGACAUAGCACCGUGGGGACGCAGCACUGCAGGGACAGGAGAGGACAGGGCACCGGGCCAGCCAGACAAAAGUUAACCCUGUAGAAGAGGAGAUGCGAUUGGAAGUCGCCAGUCGUUGACUGUUGGCAACUCCAGGCUGAAGUUUUAAAAAGUACAGCACACGGUUCUCCACACGGGCGAGUGAAUCACAGUUCUUCAUCAUGUCAGAUGGGGAUUAUGAUUACCUCAUCAAGUUCUUAGCCUUGGGAGACUCUGGAGUAGGGAAGACCAGUGUUCUUUACCAGUACACAGAUGGGAAAUUUAAUUCCAAAUUUAUCACCACAGUGGGCAUUGAUUUCAGGGAAAAGAGAGUGGUGUACAGAGCUAAUGGUCCGGAUGGAGCUAUGGGCAGAGGCCAGAGAAUCCACCUGCAGUUAUGGGACACGGCAGGCCAGGAGAGGUUUCGUAGCCUGACCACAGCGUUCUUCAGGGAUGCUAUGGGUUUUCUUCUACUGUUUGACCUGACGAAUGAGCAAAGUUUCCUCAAUGUCCGAAACUGGAUAAGCCAGCUACAAAUGCAUGCAUACUGUGAAAACCCAGACAUAGUGCUGUGUGGAAACAAGAGUGACCUGGAAGACCAGAGGGCAGUCAAAGAGGAGGAAGCCAGGGGGCUUGCAGAGAAGUAUGGAAUCCCUUAUUUUGAAACUAGUGCUGCAAACGGGACAAACAUAAGCCAAGCCAUCGAGACGCUCCUGGAUCUGAUAAUGAAGAGAAUGGAACGGUGUGUGGACAAGUCCUGGAUUCCGGAAGGAGUGGUACGAUCCAAUGGCCACACCUCUGCAGACCAGCUAAAUGAGGAGAAGCCGAAGGGGGCAUGUGGCUGCUGAGAAACUGAGUCAGCAUCGCCGCAGUUCAGGGGGCUCUUGUCUGUGAGCUCUGCGGCUGACACAUUGCACAGAGAGAGUAACAGGCUUUGUGCGCUGCCUGUUUCUUGGCAUUUCAUUAGACAUUAACACAGCAUCCAGUUUUUAAAUGAUUACAGUCUUAUAAAUAUUUCUCUAAGAUUUAGUCUGAGAAUUAGGAGAUCUAUUUCACAGAGCCAAAAGUGCCGUAUAAAACCUCAGCCCCGUGGUGGUGGGUCAUUCAAGGAUUCAGGCUUUUGCAGCCACAAAGAUGUGCAAAUGCUGACCAUACCAUCACCUGCCUUGACAUGGACAGACCCAGAGUCUCACAUUAAGAUCUCUGAUGCAAUGAAAAAGUUGUCAGGGUCUUGAAUCCAAAUACAAAAAUAAAAAAUCAUUCUAUAAAUGACCUUUUAGAACAUCACUUCCAACCACUUGAAUGUUAAAUAAGAACAUAUAUAUAUAUAUAUAUAUAUAUAUAUAAAUAAAAUCAGGUUGAUGUCCUUGAUGUCCUUUGGCAGUACUUUAAAUGUAAGCAUUCCCUUGAACAUGAGCAUAGACAAAUUAUGGCCUUAUCUGUAGAUACUGGGUAGACUGGACUUAGUGUGACGUGGCGGGGGGCAGGGGUGGCUAAGUAGUGGGAGUAAGUGAAGUCAGGUUUCUGCCCCGUAGCUAUGUUCUCAUGGCACUAGCGCUGGCUGAAGAGUCAGGGUGCCAGAGCUUGUGGAUCCAGUUCCCUGAGAUCCAGGCAUUUGCACUUAGGCUCUUGGUUCUGGCCACGUCUGAACAUAGCUGCUGCUUCUGCUGCAUUUGUGGUAAGAAAAGCUGUAGCUUCUUCUCUACUGUCGGUCUGGCAUCGUCAGGCCCUAGUUUCAGCUAGUUUGUCAACUACUAACGUUCUGUCUGCACCAUCAGGCUCUGUAUUGAUAUUUUUGGAACUGUGUAUUCUAUUGGCUUUUAAUUGAAGAAAAUUCAUCUUUAAUUAUGUAGAAUGUUUACCUUUUGAUGUGAGAUCAAUGUUUUGUGUUCAAGCAACCACAUCUGUAUUCUAGUUGAAGAAAAAGUGCUGAGAAGCUUGUACUUUUCAUUGGGAUAGUGAGCAUAUGCUUACUUGCUGGAUCUUGCCAAGAUCAUGUAUUCUACUAACUGUUGCCAAAGUGUCUCCAUUCCAAAAUAAGGGUGGUUUUAGAAUGUGCUGCAAAAGUCUUAUGAAUUACAGUGGUUUGAAGGAAGUAAAUUUCAGCCAGUAAGAUGGCUCAGGAGGUAAAGGCUCUUGCCACCAAGCCCAAAGACCUGAGUUCAAUUCCCAGGACCCACAAGGACAGAACAGAUUCACCCAGCUUGUCCUUCAACCUGCACAUGCCCCAUGGUGUGUACAUACCCCCCCAUGUACACAUACAUACCAAUAAUAAGUAUAAUUUAAAAGAAAAAUGAAAAUUCCUAAAAAGGUUAGUGACUAUUAGGAAAAAAAUAUCAUUGAUUAUAAUUUAAAAAAUAAAACACGUAUUUUGUGACAGUAAAUGUUUGGCAGAACUAUAAUUAGAAAAACAAGUAUAAUGGCAAAUAAUUACUUCCGUGUGGUAAUUGUCAAAUGAGUUUUUUAUUGAACACCUAUCAUUGCCACUGUCCUUUGACCACUCCAUAUUGAGAUUAGCCAUGGCUGCUAAGAUUCAUCUAGCCUUGAGAUGAAGGAUUCUUUUAAAUACCAAAGACAUGGUUGAAGCCUAUGUGUCUAACUGUGUGGUGAUGUUUCCAGAGCAGGCCCAUAACCACACAGCAGUGCCUUCUAAAGUUUCCAUAAAACUUCAGUGGAAUCUAUUACACAUCAGGACACAUUUUUAUGUCUCUUUUGUAAAUAAAAAUGUCAGUGUUUUCAUAUUGUAGCCAUCAAGAAGUAAAUAUGGAAUAGAUACCGGUAGUAUUGGCUUCAAACGUAGCAUAGGACUGAAUGUAUAAUGUGACAUGCGGCCCACAUGAGAGCCACCUUGAAUGACUGAAAUAUUCUGUAUUCUCUUUGAAAAGCCUUCAGAUUUGAUAUAAAAAUAACUGCUUUUGUGUCAGUGUAUUUUUCUAUGUACAAGUCUGUAAAAGUGAACUCUCUUCAUGAGCCUUGUGCCCAUUGAAUCCUAAUAAAACAGGUCCAGUCUCUUGA